Messenger RNA from Symbiodinium natans, 543 nucleotides. Lineage: Eukaryota; Dinophyceae; Suessiales; Symbiodiniaceae. The record is from the annotation of a GenBank genome assembly.
AUGGCACCAUUCGUCCCCGUGCGGCGCCGCUCCGCGCUCGCGGCCGCUCUCGCCAUAGCAGCACUUUGCGGCCUGUAUGGGCAGGUAAGCUCUGCUUCGGCUUUCGUGACCGGGCUUCCAACAGUGCGAGCUCGACAACCCGCUGUCAAUAUGCAGUCGAAGGUGGACGACAUUGUGGAAGAGCUCAAGGGUUUAACCUUGCUCGAAGCAUCCGAGUUGGUCAAGGCCAUCGAGGAGACCUUCGGUGUGGAUGCUUCUGCCUCGGCAGGGGUCGUCAUGGCUGCCCCCGGUGCUGCGGGCGGGGGCGAGGCUGCAGAGGCAGCGCCUGAGAAAACGGAGUUUGAUGUUGUCCUGAAGGAAGUGGCAAAGGAGAAGAAGAUUGCCAUCAUCAAGGCCAUCAGAGCAAUCACCGGCCUCGGCUUGAAGGACGCCAAAGGCAUGGCUGACAACCCUGGCAAGCUGAUCGAGGGAAAGCCCAAGGAUGUAUGCGAGGAUGCCGUGAAGCAGCUAGAGGAAGCGGGGGCCACUGCAGUGAUCGAGUGA